UUGCUUAACAUGAAUUAAGUUAAGCCCCGUGCACAUCUCCGUUAUAAUGGUAGGGCCCCAUACCCCAUUACUUUCUCUCUAAUAUUCGCAGUUAUGAGCAUGCUCAGGCUUCAGAAGCGAUUGGCGUCCAGCGUCUUGCGCUGUGGCAAGAAGAAGGUAUGGCUGGACCCCAAUGAAACCAAUGAGAUUGCCAACGCCAACUCCCGCCAGCAGAUUCGCAAACUGGUGAAGGAUGGUCUGAUCAUCAGGAAGCCUGUGACGGUGCAUUCCCGUGCCCGCUGCCGCAAGAACACGCUGGCACGCCGCAAGGGACGCCACACGGGCAUAGGUAAGAGGAAGGGUACAGCCAACGCCCGUAUGCCAGAGAAGCUCUCGUGGAUGCGACGCAUGAGGAUCCUGCGGCGCCUACUGCGGCGUUACAGGGAGUCCAAGAAAAUCGACAGGCACAUGUACCACAGCCUCUACUUGAAAGUGAAGGGUAAUGUCUUCAAGAACAAGCGCAUCCUAAUGGAACACAUUCACAAGCUGAAGGCAGACAAGGCUCGCAAGAAGCUCCUGUCUGACCAGGCCGAGGCUCGUCGCUCGAAGACCAAGGAGGCCCGCAAGCGCAGAGAGGAGCGCAUAGCGGCCAAGAAGGAAGAGCUCAUCAAGACCUUGUCAAAGGAGGAGGAGACAACCAAAAAAUGAGUCGCCCCUCCACCCCCGUUCCUCCUUUUCAAUGUUAAUAAAAAUAAUUGACCCAAAA
Coregonus clupeaformis (lake whitefish) is the source of this 745-nucleotide messenger RNA. RefSeq names its product 60S ribosomal protein L19. The transcript is spliced from 6 exons. Gene Ontology annotation, biological process: translation. Lineage: Eukaryota; Metazoa; Chordata; Actinopteri; Salmoniformes; Salmonidae. The record is from RefSeq and is a predicted model, not a curated record. Gene Ontology annotation, molecular function: structural constituent of ribosome; RNA binding. Gene Ontology annotation, cellular component: cytosolic large ribosomal subunit; ribosome. Bases 94 to 687 code for a protein of 197 amino acids.